GAGAGAGAGAGGAGCACUGCAGUUGACUGCCCUGUACUAUUGUCAGUUUGACACUUGAAGUAAACAGCCUGAAGAUGAUGUGACUCUGAACCACGAGCCCAUACAAUACAAGAAGAUAGCAGACGUAUGCUCUGGAAGCAGAAAUGGCCAACAACUCAGGCAAUCCGAUUGUCUCAACCUCCUCUAAAGGGGACAAGACAGCCGUGGACAUCGAUGCUAUUACAGAGAAUAUCACCAUCGUGCUCUACACUCUCACUGUCGUCCUUGGAACUUUUGGCAACGCUGUGGUCAUUUGGGUGGCCGGGGUGCGACUGAGGGCCAAAGUCACCAACGUGUGGCUGGUGAACCUCGCCGUGGCUGACCUCAUCUUCUGCCUGACUCGUGCCAUCUCCCUGGCCAAGAAGCUCUUCUAUGACCACUGGCCAUUUGGCCUCUUCCUCUGCAAGUUCAACGGCUUCUUCAAGUACGCCAACAUGUUCUGCAGCGUGUUCCUGUUGGCGGUCAUCAGCCUGGACCGGGCUCUGUGCGUGUGGCGGCCCGUUUUCACCAAGCAGCGCCGGACCCUCUGUGCCGCCCGGCUCGUCAGUGUUGUGGUGUGGGUGAUCGCGUCGGGCCUGAGCGCGCCGUACUUCAUCUACCGGCAGGUCUACACGGGCAAGAACAAUCUCAGCAAGUGUUCCUUAGAGGUAAAGGAGAAAGAAGGCGAGGAGGUCACCAAGACAGUCCUCUACACCAUUCGCUUCUUGUGUGGUUUUCUCCUCCCCUUCCUGGUCAUCUGCAUCUGCUACGUGCUGGCGGCCAUAGGCAUCCGACGCACGCGCCUCAACCGCAAGGGCCGUCCGUUACGGAUCCUGGCCGGCCUGGUCUGCGCCUUCUUCGUGUGCUGGGCGCCCUACCACUGCCUCCUGCUGGUGAAGAUGACGGAUAGCAAGAGCCAGGCGGUCAAGGUGGGCUUGACCGUGGCCAAGGGCCUGGCCUACUUCAACAGCUGCAUCAACCCAGUGCUGUACUUCUGCAUGGGUCUCAACACACGCGGGCGCUUCCAGCAGACGCUGUCCGGCGUGUACCGACGCGCUCUGGGCGACGACGGUGACGGAGCGACGUCGCAGUCGCAGACGGUGGACGACAGCUCGGGCACCAACCCAAAGCACGCGCACACUCAAGGGCAAGCCAUCGCCUCACGCCACCGCUAACGUCUACACAAAGGAACUAUAAGAUAGCCUCUUGUCGGUCAGGGCCGACUGACCUUUUCUCCUCCAACUGACCUAACCUUCCCAAGGUCAUUUCGAAAUUUGAAGUCAAACUGUUUGAUUUAAGAACAAUAUGUGCCAAUGACUCUAACUCAGGCCACCACAGAAGGUCUAAAAAAGGGAGAAGACACAUGAAAGAUAGAGGAAGUUGUGGAGACAGAGCGGGACCAGGCGUCAGUUGUGUUUUCAUGUGGGCAGUUCCGCAAUGUUAGUCACAGGUUUGUUGUACAUUCUUACUCACAUAGUGGUUAGGCCUCAGUUUGUCUAAAUAGCUUUCCUCUGAAGUAACACCUCGCCUCCUUUUCAACUUUCAACUUUAUGCAACCCCUCAACAUGUUCUAUGUUAAAGUUCAUGGCAAGGAAUAGCAUUUAUUUUACAUCUUUAUUUCAUCUUUUUUGAUGACACAGUUCAGUCUGAAUAAGUUAGAAAUUCCACACAAUAUUUUUAAUGUACACUUUGUGAUUUUAGUACAUUGAGUCUCUGAUCUCACAGAAAUGUUUUUUUUGACAUAUGUAGCUGACAGAGUUUAUUGCACGGCUAUUUGUGUUUGCUGUCAACAACAAAUACUGAAUCCAACCUUAAUGGACCUUGUCAUUUUCACAACUGGUCAAUAGCUUCAAAUCCAUGCCUUUGUACAAAAAUGCAAUCUACAAUUUUCUUCAGCUCUUGGCCCUGGAAUAAUUUCAGAUGUGAAACACACCAUGAUAUUGUGAACAAGAACAUUCAGAGGGUGCUAUGUCCGUCAUGUAUCACAAAGAUGAUCAGAAAGAGGAAAAUACGGGAGUACAGUUUAGGCUUAAUGUUUUUUUAAUGCAAAGGUGCACAGCAAAAGACUAACGUUUCGAUGUUGAUUACAUCUUCGUCAGAGUCUGAUCUUCCUCUUUCUGAUCAACUCGUCCCCUGCCAUGGAUGGAUGCAGUUGCUUGCAGAAGCGCAUAGGAUCUACUCCUUUUGAAUGGAUCACAAAGACUUUGGGGUGUCUCUUUGGACAUUGCUGUGCCUUUUCCUUAUGUAUAGGCUAUUCGCUCAAGUGUAUGAAAAUGAUAUGGUGGCGUGCUGGAUAAAUAUUGCUUUUACACCA
This is a messenger RNA of Sardina pilchardus (European sardine), 2332 nucleotides long. Its product is annotated as fMet-Leu-Phe receptor-like. The transcript is spliced from 3 exons. The coding region runs from base 144 to 1193 and encodes 349 amino acids. Gene Ontology annotation, biological process: inflammatory response; positive regulation of cytosolic calcium ion concentration; complement receptor mediated signaling pathway. The record is from RefSeq and is a predicted model, not a curated record. Gene Ontology annotation, cellular component: plasma membrane. Lineage: Eukaryota; Metazoa; Chordata; Actinopteri; Clupeiformes; Clupeidae. Gene Ontology annotation, molecular function: G protein-coupled receptor activity; complement receptor activity.